AUUCCUAAGUACAAAGAGACCACACCAUAAAACCUACUUAAGCUAAGACUUAAUCAAGCUAACAUCUGUCAACGCUAAUUGUUGUUUAAGCUAACAUAGCUUAUAGUAAACAAAUAUAACAAUUGAUAAAUCCAACUGUAAAUUAGUCUAACAGUCAUCCAGCUGAGUUACUUAGUCUAAUAAUUAAACAAGGUGUAUAAGAAUUACUGAAAGUUAAUUUAACCAGCAUCUAGAGAGAAGCAACUGCUGAAGCUAACUUAAGGUUCAGCCAUCCCGGUGGGCAUCGAUGUGCAGGUGGAGAGCAUUGACAGCAUCUCUGAGGUCAACAUGGACUUCACCAUGACUCUGUACCUGCGUCACUACUGGAAGGACGAGCGGCUGUCGUUUCCGUCCCACACCAACCAGAGCCGGACGUUCGACUCCAGGCUGGUGAAGAAGAUUUGGGUUCCUGACGUCUUCUUCGUCCACUCCAAGCGCUCCUUCAUCCACGACACCACCAUGGAGAACAUCAUGCUGCGGGUUUACCCCGACGGAAACAUCCUCUACAGCGUCAGGGUGACGGUAACGGCUCUCUGCUCCAUGGACUUCAGCAGUUUUCCUCUGGACACUCAGAACUGCUCUCUGGAGCUGGAGAGCUAUGCUUACAAUGAGAACGACCUGAUGCUCUACUGGAAGAACGGGAACGACUCUCUGAGGACGGAUGAGAUCGUUUUGUCCCAGUUCUUCAUCGAGCAUUUCCACGCCUCCAGUGGCCUCGCCUUCUACAGCAGCACAGGUUGGUACAACCGACUCUUCAUAAACUUCAUCCUGCGGCGCCACAUCUUCUUCUUCAUGCUGCAGACGUACUUCCCCACCAUGCUGAUGGUCGUCCUGUCCUGGGUUUCCUUCUGGAUCGACCGCAGAGCUGUUCCCGCCCGCGUGUCUCUGGGUAUAACCACCGUCCUCACCAUGUCCACCAUCAUCACCGGAGUGUCGUCAUCCAUGCCUCAGGUGUCGUACGUGAAAGCUGUGGACAUCUAUCUGUGGACCAGCUUCCUGUUUGUCUUCCUGUCUGUCAUCGAAUAUGCUGCCGUCAACUACUGCACCACCCUGGAGGAGAUGAGGAAGAUGAGGAGGGGGAAGAUCCCCUCCACCUUCAACGCCAGCCAGGCUAUGGCCUUUGAUGGCUGUUUCCAUGACAACGACAUCGAGCUGACCACCUUUCCUCGGAUUGCGCCAGCACUGACCUCUGACCCCCUUACGGCCCCGAGCCCGAACUCGGACCUGCGGCUGCCGGAGGGGACGCGUCUGCGGCGGCAGCGGUCGGUGCGGGAGAACGUGGAGCUGCUGGUGAACAACAGCUACAUGAUCGACUCAUACUCUCGCCUGGCCUUUCCGCUGUCCUACCUGCUCUUCAACACCGUCUACUGGAGCCUGUACUGCUGACCGGAUCCAUGUUGACUGGAUCUGUGCUGCACAGUCUGCAGGAUGAGUCGGACUGAUUCAAUCAGCCAAAUGCUUAACAUCCUGACAGCACAGCAUUUCUUUAUUUGGAUUUUUUAAACUGUGUGUUUUCUUUUUGUGUUUUGUCAUGAUCAAAUGUUAUAAUAUUUUGUGUAUAAGAGCUAAAAUAAAGUUGAAUUCAUGU
This is a messenger RNA of Gambusia affinis (western mosquitofish), 1627 nucleotides long. RefSeq names its product gamma-aminobutyric acid receptor subunit rho-3-like. The record is from RefSeq and is a predicted model, not a curated record. Gene Ontology annotation, molecular function: neurotransmitter receptor activity; extracellular ligand-gated monoatomic ion channel activity; GABA-A receptor activity. Gene Ontology annotation, biological process: signal transduction; monoatomic ion transmembrane transport; regulation of membrane potential. The transcript is spliced from 9 exons. The coding region runs from base 328 to 1425 and encodes 365 amino acids. NCBI's taxonomy places the organism in Eukaryota, Metazoa, Chordata, Actinopteri, Cyprinodontiformes, Poeciliidae. Gene Ontology annotation, cellular component: GABA-A receptor complex; neuron projection; synapse.